Molecule: messenger RNA, 1029 nt
Organism: Mesitornis unicolor (brown roatelo)
Lineage: Eukaryota; Metazoa; Chordata; Aves; Mesitornithiformes; Mesitornithidae
Product: MAP/microtubule affinity-regulating kinase 3-like
Exons: 2
Source: RefSeq, a predicted model, not a curated record
GCUCCCGACUGACUUUGAGAGGAACGGGAGAUUUGAGGGCUCAAGCCGCAACGUAGCCGUGGAUCAGAAGGACGAGAACAAGGAAGCCAAGCCCCGGUCGCUGCGCUUUACCUGGAGCAUGAAAACCACCAGCUCCAUGGAUCCCAACGACAUGAUGAGGGAAAUCCGGAAGGUCCUGGACGCCAAUAACUGUGACUAUGAACAGAGAGAGAGGUUCUUGCUUUUCUGCGUCCACGGAGACGGCCACGCGGAAAACCUGGUGCAGUGGGAGAUGGAGGUGUGUAAACUGCCAAGACUGUCCCUGAACGGCGUUCGCUUCAAGCGGAUAUCGGGAACAUCCAUAGCUUUUAAAAACAUUGCUUCCAAAAUUGCCAAUGAGUUAAAGCUGUAACGAGACAAAUAGUUAAGUUGUAAAUUAGUUAGCGAUUUCAAGUGGUUUUGAGAAUUCCGAUGGAAAUGUAUAGAAUAACAUUUAGGCAAUAACUUCUGCAUCCUUCUGAAUAGUGAUAUUAAAAACCAACAACAACAACAAAAAAAGCUGCUGAGCUGGGAGGGAGAGUUGGACUUUUUUAUAAGUGCACUACAGCAUUAAAGUUGCCUACUAUGUAAAAUAUUCCCCCUUCUGCUUUAUUUCCAUUGCUCCUCAGUCUUCGACGACGAGUUGAAACACAGAAUAUAUUCAUUGAAAUAUGCCUCCCGUUUGUGUGGACGUGUGAAUGUACAGUAUGUGUGUAUAAUAUAUAAAGUAUUCUAUGUAAACGAUUCAUUUACAACAUCGAGCUGUACCAGUACCUCUUUUGGGGCUAAUUUUGGUGCUAAAAAAAAAAUUGAAACGGCCAAGGAGGAAACACUUGAGUUUAAUAUUUAAAAGAAGCGAAGCGAUAACCAGGAACUGCAGGUUUACAAUUCACUGCUGUGUUAAGGAAAACAAAGUGUGUGAAGGGUUUGGACUUACGGUUGUGAACAUGCUUAGUCCUGUUUUCUAAGUAGAUCUCAUGAGAUGAUUAAAAAUUCACUUUUACUGAGUAA